Molecule: messenger RNA, 983 nt
Organism: Triticum aestivum (bread wheat)
Lineage: Eukaryota; Viridiplantae; Streptophyta; Magnoliopsida; Poales; Poaceae
Exons: 3
Coding region: 49-468 (139 amino acids)
Source: RefSeq, a predicted model, not a curated record
UGAAGAAAUAAACACAAGGCUUUCUCCCCAAGUAGUAUUGAUCGAUCCAUGGCGGCGGCGCUUCGACACGUGGUGAGGAGGCUCAUGGCUGAGGAGCGACGCCAGCUCUUCUCCCGAAGCCGACUUUUUCACACCCAUGGGCAGCCGCGCAAGAUCAACGACGGGCUAUAUAGGGUGGAGCAGAAGAAAGCAGAGUUGUAUGAUUUGUUACCGAAGGCGAAGACGAAUCCCGAGGCUAUUGAUGAGCAUGACAUGCAGCUACUCAAACUAAUUCCCCAUUUUCGACGACAACUCGUUCCAGAAGUAGAUGACAUUCUCUGGCAGAGGGAGCGGUUUGUUACAAGGGUUAACAGUGUGCUCGAAGGAAUUGCCAGGACGGCAUUCUACAUUUGUAUUACUGCUUUGGCAUAUGGCAUCACCACCGACAAGGGGGUAAAAGACCAGACCAUUGACGAGGGAAGCCAGUGAAGACAAGAUCGAAAAAUCAGAACCAAAGAUGGCCCCAGCUUGUUUUCUGUUUAACUAGAUCGGCAACGCGCCUUGGCGCGAGGGUGCCGGUCCAACCGAUAUGACCAAGCAGUGGAGAUCAAGCCGCAUGAUGCAUUAGUAGGAUAGCAAGUUUAGCACAGGUAACAGGACAACUUAAUCAAAGAGGUGCUACUUGCAGUUGCCGAAACCCAACUCCCACAUGCGUGUGUCUAUUAAAGAUGGAAAUGCAGAGAGUAUAUCAAGGAAUUAUUUACCAAUCACAACCAGUGCUUACUUAAUAAAGAUGAUACAAACUAAGUAUAUUGAUUAUUACCUCUGUAUGAAUCAUGCAGGCGCGCAAGAUCAACGACGGGCUAUUUAGGGUGGCGCAGAAGAAAGCUGAGUUGUAUGAUUUGUUACCAAAGGCGAAGAAGAAUCCCGAGGCUAUUGAUGCGCAUGACAUGCAGCUACUCAAACUAAUUCCCCAUUUUCGACGACAACUCGUUCCAGAAGUA